GUAGAUUUUUUCACAGACAACACCGUUCAUAUAUGUGAACUUUCACAAAUAAAACACAAAAAUAUGUCAAAACUACACCCCGAGGCCAUUCACAAGUGGAACAAAGAUGAGGAAGCAUAUGUUUACUGGAAGAAAACUUCGUCAGGCGAGCUGCAGCGUUGGCCUUGUCGAGUCAUCCAGUUUAGUGGAGAGCGUCAGCCCUUAAUUGACUUGAGAAAAAAAAAUUGAAAAUGGCUGUGACUUUGACAGUAUACCCCUCUUUGCAACAGAGGAAACAUUAGGAAAGGGUAGAAGAGAGAAAGUAAAAAGGUCCUCAACAGAUGUUGGCGAGACUUCAUUUCUGGACCUGGAAAAUGCACCGGUAACCAAAAAAAAAGAAAAAGACCAAAAACAUCAUUCAACAGAAGAUUAUGGCUGCGGUGAAACAAAGCUGCACUCAAAUAAAUGAACCAAGACCUGCCGUGGGAGUGCUGAAGGAUUCAAGUGUACCAAGUCCUUCGUCUCCUCAGCCAUGUAAGAGGUCAGACAUGGCUGAAGAGAUCAAAGAGUUAAAAAAUGAAAUUAAAGAGCUUAAAGAAGAUUUAAAAUAUGAGCGUCGCUUCAGGAUAAAAGCAGAGAGAGAGCUGAGGGAGUGGAAAGAAAUGCAUGCUGUUGUGCAGGAGCUAAAAGGCACAGUAGGAGAAAUAAAGAUGUGCAUUUCAAAGCACAAGCCUGACACUCUGCAGACCUCAUCUUCUCAAAACAUCUGUUCUCAAACUCAAGAACCAUGCUCUGCUCAAGGAAGUAAGCAGGUAGUCGAUUACAUCAAUUUGGGGGAGGGGGUGCGGAUCAAGAGAAGCCAGUUUGAUAGGAUCAACACCCAAGAUUUUAAAAAAUUUACCAGCGAGCUUUUCCUUGUAACCUUUGGGCGAGAAACUCUUGCCACUCACUCUCUAAAUGGAAGAAAGGCACCCAAUGCAGAGACCAGCAAGGAGGCACUUCCAGCUCACACAGUGUCCGUCUUAAUAGACUAUAUCCAAAAGAAAUUCAGUGUGUCUUUAUCUGAUGUAAAGGCAGUCAUAAGAACCAAGCUUAACAACGAGGACAAGCUAUUCAAAAAACGAAACCUUCCUGAGUAA
Carassius auratus (goldfish) is the source of this 1118-nucleotide messenger RNA. RefSeq lists its product as uncharacterized. NCBI's taxonomy places the organism in Eukaryota, Metazoa, Chordata, Actinopteri, Cypriniformes, Cyprinidae. Gene Ontology annotation, cellular component: nucleus. Gene Ontology annotation, molecular function: DNA binding; transcription corepressor activity. The coding region runs from base 411 to 1118 and encodes 235 amino acids. Gene Ontology annotation, biological process: positive regulation of neuron differentiation; negative regulation of Notch signaling pathway. The record is from RefSeq and is a predicted model, not a curated record. The transcript has 7 exons.